UAGAUUUAGCUUGGGUCUCGCCUCCGGGGCGGAGGGAGCGCGGCCUCGUGGGCGCCACUCUUUUCCGCUGCGCGUCGCGCGCGACUUGAUGACGACACUGGGCCCGCCCCCGACCCGGGCUGUGCUUUGGUGUUCUUAAGUCGUGCCGCGUGCGCAACGGUAGUGACGCGUUUUACCCGGAGCAUGGCGGAUACCGGCUUGCGCCGCGUGGUUCCCAGCGACCUUUAUCCCCUUGUGCUCAGAUUUCUGCGGGAUAGCCAACUCUCGGAGGUGGCCAGUAAAUUUGCAAAAGCGACCGGCGCUACACAGCAGGACGCCAAUGCCUCAUCCCUCUUGGACAUCUAUAGCUUCUGGCUCAACAGGUCCACCAAAGCCCCAAAGGUGAAGUUACAGUCAAAUGGACCAGUGACCAAGAAGGCUAAGAAAGAGACUUCAUCCAGUGACAGCAGUGAGGACAGCAGCGAGGACGAGGACAAAGCCCAGGGACUUCCCACACAGAAGGCUGCGGCACCUGUCAAGCGAGCAAGUGUGCCUCAGCAUGCUGGGAAGGCAGCAGCCAAAGCUUCAGAGAGCAGCAGUAGUGAAGAAUCCAGUGAGGAAGAGGAAGAGGACAAAAAGAAAAAGCCUGUCCAGCAGAAGGCAGCUAAGCCACAAGCCAAAGCAGUCACACCUCCUGCGAAGAAGGCAGAGAGCUCUGAUUCGGAGUCGGACUCGGACUCCAGCUCAGAGGAAGAAACACCACAGACCCAGAAGCCAAAGGCAGCUGCGGCAGCUAAAGCUCAGACUAAAGCUGUAGCCAAACCAGGUAUACCAGCGAAAGCACAGCCUAAGGUAGCCAAUGGUAAAGCAGCCGCCAAUGGUAAAGCAGCCGCCAGCAGCAGCAGCAGUAGUAGUAGCAGCAGCAGCGAUGACUCAGAGGAAGAGAAGAAGGCAGCUGCACCUCCCAAGAAGACUGCACCAAAAAAGCCAGUCGUGGCCAAGGCACCAGUGAAAGUAGCAGCCACCCCUACCCAGAAGAGUUCUAGCAGUGAGGAGUCUUCCAGCGAGGAGGAGGAGGAGCAGAAAAAACCCAUAAAGAAAAAAGCAGGUCCCUACAGUUCAGUUCCACCACCCUCUGUUCCUUUACCAAAGAAGUCCCCGGGAGCCCAAACUCCCAAGAAAGCUGCUGCGCAGACUCAGCCUGCAGACAGCAGUGACGACAGCAGUGACGAUUCUGAUUCAAGUUCUGAGGAAGAGAAAAAACCUCCAGCUAAGACGGUCGUCUCUAAGACACCUGCCAAAGCAGCUCCAGUGAAGAAGAAAGCAGAAAGCUCUUCAGACAGCUCGGAUUCUGACAGUUCUGAGGAUGAAGCUCCUGCCAAGCCAGUCAGUACAACCAAGAGUCCCUUAAGUAAGCCAGCUGUCAUUCCCAAGCCAUCUGCAGCAAAGGCAGUGACAACUCCUAAGCAACCUGCAGGCAAUAGCCAGAAACCUCAGAGCAGGAAGGCUGACAGCACCUCCAGUGAGGAGGAAAGCAGCUCCAGUGAGGAGGAGGAGGAGGCCACCAAGAAAAGUGCCACAACCCCCAAGGCCAAGGUGACCGCUAAAGCAGCACCCACUAAAGCAGCACCCGGCAAACAGGCCCCUCAGGCUGCUGGGGACAGCAGCUCUGACUCAGAGAGUUCCAGCAGUGAAGAGGAGAAGACUGCUAAGCCCCCAGCUAAGAAGAAGGCAGCAGGUGGAGCCGUUUCUACACCAGCCCCUGGGAAGAAAGCAGAGGCUGAGAGCAGCAGCAGCAGCAGCAGCUCCAGCUCCAGUGAAGAUUCCAGUGAAGAAGAGAAAAAGAAGCCCAAAGCUACUACCCCUAAAAUACAGGCAAGCAAGGCCAAUGGCACUCCAGCUUCUCUGAAUGGAAAAGCAGCCAAGGAAAGUGAGGAGGAGGAAACAGGAGAGAAGAAAAAGGCAGCUGGGACCAAGCCAGGUUCAGGCAAAAAACGGAAGCAGAAUGAGAGCGCAGAUGAAGCAACAACUCCUCAAGCUAAGAAAGCUAAGCUCCAGACCCCCAAUACGUUUCCAAAAAGGAAGAAGGGAGAAAGAAGGGCGUCUUCCCCUUUCCGAAGGGUGAGGGAGGAGGAGAUUGAGGUGGACUCUCGAGUGGCAGACAAUUCCUUUGAUGCCAAGCGAGGUGCAGCUGGAGACUGGGGGGAGCGAGCCAAUCAGGUUCUGAAGUUCACCAAAGGCAAGUCCUUCCGGCAUGAAAAAACGAAGAAGAAGCGAGGCAGCUACCGGGGAGGCUCCAUCUCUGUCCAGGUCAAUUCCGUCAAAUUCGACAGCGAGUGACAUGUGGUCAUCUUUGGCAAAGGAAGGGUGAUGUUGGGAGACUGGCACUCAACUCCAGUGGGCCCAGAAACUCCGUGUUAGGAGACAGUUGUGACAAGGACAGUGUGGAGCAGGUCCUGAGGUGUGUCAGCCUGCAGUCCUCUCAGGCUCCUUUUUCUGGACAGUAUGGGUUUUGAGCCCUGAAUAUCAAGGACAAAAAGGAUUUUUUUAAAAAGAAACCCAUUCAGUUGUCAAUUGCCUUCCUGUUCUGUGGGUCUUCAUACUGAAAGAUUUGUAUAUUUUAUAUUAAAUCAUGUCAUACAGA
This is a messenger RNA of Mus caroli (Ryukyu mouse), 2623 nucleotides long. It is a transcript of the gene Nolc1, whose product is annotated as nucleolar and coiled-body phosphoprotein 1. Gene Ontology annotation, cellular component: nucleolus; nucleoplasm. The record is from RefSeq and is a predicted model, not a curated record. Gene Ontology annotation, molecular function: protein binding. NCBI's taxonomy places the organism in Eukaryota, Metazoa, Chordata, Mammalia, Rodentia, Muridae.